UGCGGUUACAGGAUGUGACAACGUCACACUGUCGCUCAGAGGGAACCUGGCCUUCUCUUUUUAAAAGCUGACAAGGAACAUCUCGAGAGCCUAUGAUCACAUAAAAAGCACAAAGAGUUGCCAAAAAACCAAAAGAGAGGUGGGGAAAAAAGGACUCCAUCCUUCACCAGAAUAUGCACUGGCAAAAAUCUUCUGCAUCUGAACAGCUGCCAUCAACUCCACGUCCCUAUCAAGGUGUCCGGGUCAAAGAGCCGGUUAAGGAGCUCCUGAAGAGAAAACGGGGCAGCCUUCAGAACGCCAAUGUGGCCACCGCAGCUACUACAACGGUAUUUUUCCCCCAUCAGUCACUCCCGUCUUAUUCACCCACAGGCCAGGUCUGUACUGAUUCAGAGUUUGUUGCUUCUCCGUUGCCUGUGGUGGAUGAUGGGACGCUCUAUUCCGGGUGGCUAGCACAACCAACCCCAACCACUCUGCAACCUUUGACACAAUGGACAGCCUACCCAGACUAUGUGUCGCACGAAGCAGUCAGCUGCCCUUACACGGGGGAUAUGUACGUCCAGCCCAUGUGCCCCAGUUACACAUUGGUUGGAACAUCUUCAGUGCUGACAUAUGCAUCCCAGCCUUUGAUCACAAACUUGGCGGCAAGGCCCAGCUCUACACCGGCUGUCAUGCCUCACCUGGAAAUGAUGGACCAGCAAGGUCCCCUGAACUACUUCCCAUGGACUCAACCCAUCUCAACGCUAUCAGCUCCUUCCCUGCAGUAUCAGACAGCUCCAACAGCCCUUCCUGCCCCCCAGUUUCUUCCCUUUCCAAUAUCGGUCCCAGAAGUUGUCCCCCAAGAACUGGAGGACGCAAGGAAAGAUCUUGGUGACCUGUCUAUGGAGAAGCUCCUACUUGAAGAUGGAAACCAUGGCACAUUUGACUUAAAUAACAGCCUCUCAGUUGAAGGACUUUAAGAUCCCAAUUGCAGCCAAUGCGGAUAGAAUGAAGUUUCCCCAGAUGAAUGCCCCCCCUCUUUCUCACAUCCCUUGUCCUAUGUAGAGACUCUUCCCAUGGUCCCACAAACGUCCUAAGGAAGGGCAACUGCCUUGAGGUUUCCCUUCAGCACCCUGCGUUUUGCAAAGAAAUUGCAGCCUCUUAUCUGACCCAAUCUUCUAUCCAGGAUGACCACCAUUUUCUCCUUAUUAACUGUACCGCUAAUAAUCUCUUUUCUUUAUACAGUAGGAUUAGGGCAUGCAAAAAGGGAGGUGGUCAUAAAUCCGGCUAAGACAAAAAUAUGACAAUUUAGAUCCACAGAUGCUGGCGAAACAUCAGAAACAGAACAUAGCCACAUAGCCUGAAAAGUCUACAAAAACUAGUCUAGAUCCAUUCUGGAAAACUCAUUGCUUCUUAAUUUCUGUGGGCAAGACCAGACCAUCUGGAUCAAGAUACACUCUCUCUCACUCUCUCUGUUCAUUAUUUCCUUUCUCUAUUGUGGAAGACUGGCACCAUAUAUGUCUUUAGCAGAAAACAAUAAUAAAGUUUAGUAUUAGAUGUUAGGAAUCAUCAGAGGCUCCCCUUUCCCCAUUAAGGUCUCCCCUAAUGUGGCCACGAUAAGACAACAGAAA
Messenger RNA from Sceloporus undulatus (fence lizard), 1607 nucleotides. It is a transcript of the gene POU2AF1, whose product is annotated as POU class 2 homeobox associating factor 1. Gene Ontology annotation, biological process: positive regulation of transcription by RNA polymerase II. Bases 174 to 956 code for a protein of 260 amino acids. The transcript is spliced from 5 exons. Gene Ontology annotation, cellular component: RNA polymerase II transcription regulator complex. The record is from RefSeq and is a predicted model, not a curated record. Gene Ontology annotation, molecular function: DNA binding; transcription coactivator activity; POU domain binding. NCBI's taxonomy places the organism in Eukaryota, Metazoa, Chordata, Lepidosauria, Squamata, Phrynosomatidae.